Messenger RNA from Diversispora eburnea, 300 nucleotides. The record is from the annotation of a GenBank genome assembly. Lineage: Eukaryota; Fungi; Glomeromycota; Glomeromycetes; Diversisporales; Diversisporaceae.
AUGUCAGAAAAAUCUUUAUACGUUUUAAUAAAUCCAUCGAAUUUGAAUAAAGACAUUAGUAUUUCUAAAGUUCUUGAAAUUAAUCGUGGUAUUAAAGCAUCAAUUAAUGGUGAAACUGGAUUUGGUUGGAGAUAUCAAUACAUUGCUAAUAAAUUCUUCAAUAAUCUCAAUCAUGGAAGAAAGGGUGGAUUAAACAAAAUUAAAUCAAAGUUAAUGCAACUUACGAUAUCCUAUUCUUAUUUUGAAAGUUCAAGUAGAUCUUCUCAUUAUUUUCAUUUAUUUUCAUUUAAUUUAAUUUGA